Messenger RNA from Coregonus sp. 'balchen', 18973 nucleotides. The record is from the annotation of a GenBank genome assembly. Lineage: Eukaryota; Metazoa; Chordata; Actinopteri; Salmoniformes; Salmonidae.
AAACUUGCCUUCAUGGUUGCCCUCGGACUUGUCACCCAUGACCAUUUGGAAGGUAAGUGCUGCCAGUUAGGCCUGAAUUAAAUUCCAGUUGCUACAAUCUCCUGCGUUCCCUAGAAGUUCAUACUGCAAUGGCUGUAUUGAAAUACUGCUCUUUGUUUAUAGAAAUUCAAAGCAGGAGGCAGGAGCGUAAGCGAAGAACAACGGCGAACCCGGUAUACAGUGGAGCUGUGUUUGAGCCCGAGGUAUGUCUGUUCUUCUACUUAUCUUUUUUUUUUAUAUAGUGUAACCACACAUUACUACAACAACUGUUACACAAUCCGUGUUGGGCGGAUUACUUGAAAAAUGUAAUCCGUUACCGAUUACUUACAUGAAAAAUAAAGUAAUCAUUAGCGUAAUCCAAAUGAGUAAAGUAAUCUGAUUACUUUCACUUCUACCACCCAGACGUUUUAAAAACGUGCACGUUUUAGUAGCCUAAAAUGAGUAUUUCCAAAUUGGGAUGUGUGCGAUCAUAAAGGUUCUAGUAGUCACAUGUUCUUUAUUCUAUGUGUGAGAGCAUUGUCACAGGGCUCCAUACUAAAGUUUUCAGCCCAUGAUUGGGUCGCACCAAAAAUGUGUGGCGUGGUCACGCAAUAGACAAAAUGUGUAGCCAAAUCAUCUUGUAAAAUCAUUCAACAUGCUUAAUUAAGAAGUGUACUAGACUAAGAUGGUAUGAUUCAAGAAAUGAAUUGUUUAAUCUAACAUGUCCAAGCAGGAAGGCAUGAUUCCAGAUUUUUUUCUGUGAUUGUCGUGAAUUUUGUUGCCAUUAUUUGACUGUCAAAAUGGGGUUCCAGAAUUUUCCGAUGUAUUAUUUUUUUGUUCAAUAGAGAUUAAUUUGUCUACAUGGGCACUAAUAUCAAAUAGCCCAGGCUAAUUCGUUUGGGGCUAAUUCACCACCUGAGGAGUGGUAGCUAGAUUGCUAACUCUAAAUUAUAUAUCCUAAUAUUCAGGUUACUGAUAGGAGACUAAGCUGUGUAAUUGAUAUCAGUAAGAAAUUGAAUGAAUAGGCCUAUGCACUCACCUUAAAUGGCCGACAUGUUCGAUGUUAAGAGUUGGAUCUAUUAAAGACCUACAGAAAGCUUGGACCCUCGGCUCUUCUACAGGAACAACAGUGGUUGCUUUCAAGAGUGUUUCGCUGCCAUUGUGUUCAGCAUUUUAAAAAAUUACAAAAAAUCUCUCCUGCUACGGAGCAGACAAAUAGAGAGAGUGAAAGUGCACUGCUACAAAGCAGGAACUCUGUGGAGUCCAGACGACUCUCUGAUUGACCAGUGGGCCAGGUGUAAAUGUUUUAGAAGCCUUUCCUUUUCAUUCAUCUAUUUGAAUACAAAAGAAGCCAUCUACUCUUGAUGGGCGAUCAGCAGAACAACAUUAACAUCUUUGAGAGCAUGUGAGAAGUAUUAUACAUUUUCCCUCUUGAUAUUAGAGGAAGUAAUCCCAAAUGUAAUCAGCUCUUUUUAAUAAUGUAACUGUAAUCUGAUGACACUUAAAUUUUUUAAAUCCAGGCUGAUAAAUUACUUAAUAGGCUACGGAUAGAGUUUUCGCCCACGCCACGCCCUCGCCGGCCCCUCCAGAGACCUCUUUCUUAAUGUUAAGGAUCCAGAUCACAUUCUGUUAUUUUACACACACAUUUGUAGCUGCUGCUCACACUCCACCUCCCCUCGAGUUUCGCUAUUUACUCACCUUCUGAACCAUGAUGAUGUAGCCUAUGUCUCUGCCUCAUAUUUCUGAACAGCUGAAAUAAAAACCCUGAGGCAAUUUGAACGAACAUUCCAAAACAUAUAUAUUAUCAAGGCUACAACCUUCUGUCUGUCUGUUGUAACUGAUAUUGCAGUUGCACAAGCAGGACACAGUCCCUACACUUUGGAGCAAAACAGUCAGCAUUUUGUGUGAUGAUGUAGGCUAGUCUUUAUAGUUACUGCCAUAUCGUAGUUCCUGAAAAAAGAACACCACUUGACUGCCUGUCUGUCUCCUAUGCAGUUUAGUCAAUAUUUGCAAUGAUGAUAAAGAAAAAACAUUCAAUCGCUAAUUAGACUGCGUGUCUGUGUCUUGCUGCGUUCCACCUCUGGGCAGCCGAACGUUCUAGGCAGCCGAGCAUGUAUCCGGACCUGUAAAAAGAGUCUGAAUGGUCAAGUUCGUUUUGCAUCGCCCAGUGCCAUAGUUAUGCCAUAUGUUGAUAUCGUGGCGAGAGUAAAUAGCUGCAUGUAAGUCGGCAGCUAAGAAGAACAUGAAAUCGCUAGACUGCCUGUUUGUCGUGCUUAUGUUUGCAACAGUGACAACACAUUUUGUACGAACAUGUCGAUUUUAAUGUAUUUUGUGUAAAACAUGUAAAUAGCUGCAUGUAGCCGACUCCCCUCCUGAAAAAAACAUGAAAUCGUUCUUAUGCUUACUGAGGCAUGGAAUGCAGUAGUUCAAACAGUUUUGUAUACAACAUGAAGUUUGUAGGCUACACUAGUGACCAGACAAAGGAAAUCAAAGAGGGGAGAGCGGCAGCGGAGCACUCAGCACAGCAGCUACGUAGGCAGUGGAAAACAAUAUCCUGCACAUGUGCAGAAAUAUCCAUAUUUUUAGCCUGGGCAAAUUGGGGAUACAGAAACUCCAUACUUCAUAUUUGUAAUUGGGUAACGUAAUCUCAAUUUGGCAAAUCUGACCAUAAUUAUAUCCUCCUGAUUCCUGCUUACAAGCAAAAACUAAAGCAGGAAGUAGCAGUGACUCGCUCAAUACGGAAGUGGUCAGAUGACGCGGAUGCUACGCUACAGGACUGUUUUCCUAGCACAGACUGAAAUAUGUUCCGGUAUUCAUUCAAUGGCAUUGAGGAGUAUACCACCUCAGUCACCGGCUUCAUCAAUAAGUGCAUCGACGACGUCGUCCCCACAGUGACCGUACGUACAUUUCCCAACCAGAAGCCAUGGAUUACAGGCAACAUCCGCACCGAGCUAAAAGCUAGAGUUGCCGCUUUCAAGGAGUGGGACAAUAAACCGGACGCUUAUAAGAAAUCUAGCUAUGCCCUCAGACGAAUCAUCAAACAGGCAAAACGUCAAUACAGGACUAAGAUUGAAUCCUACUACACCGGCUCUGACGCUCGUCGAAUGUGGCAGGCCUUGAAAAAUAUUACGGACUACAAAGGGAAACCCAGCCGCGAGCUGCCAGUGACGCGAGCCUACCAGACGAGCUAAAUGCCUUUUUAUGCUCGCUUCGAGGCAAGCAACACUGAAGCAUGCAUGAGAGCACCAGCUGUUCCGGACAACUGUGUGAUCAAGCUCGCCGUAGCCGAUGUGAGCAUGACCUUUUAAACAGGUCAACAUUCACAAAGCCGCGGACGGAUUACCAGGACGUGUACUCAAAGCAUGCGCAGACUAACUGGUAAGUGUUUUCACUGACAUUUUCAACCUCUCCCUGACUGAGGUCUGUAAUACCAACAUGUUUCAAACAGACCACCAUAGUCCCUGUGCCCAAGAAAGCGAAGGUAACCUGCCUAAAUGAUUACCGCCCCGUAGCCCUCACGUCUGUAGCCUUGAAGUGCUUUGAAAGGCUGGUCAUGGCGCACAUCAACACCAUCAUGCCGGAAACCCUAGACCCACUCCAAUUCGCAUACCGCCCCAACAGAUCCACAGAUGACGCAAUCUCAAUCGAACUCCGCACUGUCCUUUUCCACCUGGACAAAAGGAACACCUAUGUGAGAAUGCUGUUCAUUGACUACAGCUCAGCGUUCAACACCAUAGUGCCCACAAAGCUCAUCACUAAGCUAAGGACCCUGGGACUAAACACCUCCCUCUGCAACUGGAUCCUGGACUUCCUGACAGGCCGCCCCCAGGUGGAAAGGGUAGGCAACAACACAUCUGUGACGCUGAUCCUCAACACUGGGGCCCCUCAGGGGUGCGUGCUCAGUUCCCUCCUGUACUCCCUGUUCACCCAUGACUGCGUUGCCAGGCACGACUUCCAACACCGUUAUUACGUUUGCUGACGACAACAGUGGUAGGGCUGAUCACCGACAACAAUGAGACAGCCUAUAGGGAGGAGGUCAGAGACCUGGCAGUGUGGUGCCAGGACAACAACCUCUCCCUCAAUGUGAGUAAGACAAAGGAGCUGAUCGUGGACUAUAGGAAAAGGAGGGCCGAACAGGCCGCCAUUAACCGCAAUCAACAUCAAUUGAUUUGACUUUGGAUAGCCUGUCUGUGGGGCUAGUUGGGGACCGUCAGUAUAUUACAUUAUAUUGUAAUUCAUGUUGUACACCUUUUAGUUCUCAUUUAAAUGCUUUAAAUACUUGUAUAUGAAGUUCUACAAUUUGUUAGAGGGAGUUUUGGAUCCGAUUUUAGAGUGGAAAUAUUCACAGAUAACCGAAAUACACUAUAUAUACAAAAGUAUGUGGACACCCCUUCAAAUUAGUGGAUUUGGCUAUUUCAGCCACACCCAUUGCUGACAGGUCGAGAGUUUCAUGUUCCUUGGUGUCCACAUCAUCAACGAACUAUCAUGGUCCAAACACACCAAGACAGUUGUGAUGAGGGCACGACAACGCCUUUUCCCCCUCAGGAGACUGAAAAGAUUUGGCAUGGGUCCCCAGAUCCUCAAAAAGUUAUACAGCUGCACCAUCAAGAGCAUCCUGACCGGUUGCAUCACCGCCUGGUAUGGCAACUGCUCGGCAUCUGACCGUAAGGCACUACAGAAGGUAGUGCGUAUGGCCCAGUACAUCACUGGGGCCAAGCUUCCUGACACCCAGGACCUAUAUACUAGGCAGUGUCAGAGGAAGGCCCAAGAAAUUGUCAAAGACUCCAGUCACCCAAGUCACAGACUGUUCUCAAGCGGUACCGGAGCGCUAAGUCUAGGACCAUAAGGCUCCUUAACAGCUUCUACCCCCAAACUAUAAGACUGCUGAACAAUUAAUCAAAUGGCCACCCGGACUAUUUACAUUGAUUCCCCCCCCCCCCCUUUGUUUUUACACUGCUGCUACUCACUGUUUAUUAUCUAUGCAUAGUCACUUUACAAAUUACCUCGACUAACCUGUACCCCCGCACAUUGACUCUACCGGUACCGCCUGUAUAUAGCCUUGUUAUUGUUAUGUCAUUUUCUUGAUUUUAUUUUUUUACUUUAGUUUAUUUAGUAAAUAUUUUCUUAACACAAUUUUUUCUACUGCAUUGUUGGUUAAGGGCUUGUAAGUAAGCGUUUCACGGUAAGGUCUACACCUGUUGUAUUCGGCGCAUGUGACAAAUCAAAUUUGAUAUGAUGUAAUCUGUUACUACCCAACCCUGUACACAAUGUGUUUCUUAUUAGGUUGACUGCCAGUGCACAUGCUUUUUAAAAUGCGACCAUAAUACGCACCAUUUUCCUUGCAUGUGAAUAUCUGAAUGCAUGUACUCAGAGUUAUCUGGCCCUGUGUAGCAUAUGAAAAGAAAACGGGUGUCCUUUUGAGUGAGCAACAUGGACUUUGCAGUCAAAUCAAAGCUGGAUUUAUUCUCCCAUAUGUAUUCCUAUCGACGCCGUGCAGAGGAAGAAGAGUGCAGUGACCUACCUAAACACUCCGCUCCACCAGGGAACCAGAAAGAGAGGUCAGUAUCCACUCAACAAGCUGUCAGCACUGGAGGCUGUAAACACCUGCACAUACACCUGUUCCAAUGCCCAGGGACAUAUAGAUGUAUAGAUUACUGAGCUAGCCUAUAUUUGAUGCUUGUAUGUUUUAAUCUACUUAAUGUAAAUGGUACGAAAUGCUGUGAAUGUCUCUCUCACACACCACACACACAACUUUUCUGCUGACACCUCUUUGCUUGCUGGCCGAAUCCCGUGCAGGGACACUUACUAAGAGACUGCUAUUCUGACCUUGAAGACUUCAUUAUGAAGACUGCCUUUUCUUUAUCCCUAACUGUAGAGAUUCCUUGACUUUUUCCAAUUGUCAUUUGUGAAAACCGGGUUUUGGUUAGAGGGAUAAUAGUUCAUGUCAAAAUGUAACUUUGUCAGAUGUUUUCAUGCAUCAAGUGGAGCUGAGUCAAUUUUGUUGAUCCGAGCACAAGGAAAUCUGUAGGUCUCAACCCCAAAUCAAUGGGAAAGAUUGGCACCAUCCAAUUGCACUUACACACCACUUUUUGCUGUAUGAAAGCAUCUGACAAACUGUGUUUCACUUUGAACUGUCCCUUUUUGAGGUUGAUUUGUAGACGUCCUAGUGAAUAGGGAGAGAUCGCUCACUCCCUUCAACUGUCAGCUUCCCUCCACCCUGCCAACGUAUUGCGCUGCUUCUUCUUUUGAACCGCACUUGCAUGUAGCUUCUGUCUCUUAGUGCACUAACUCCGCUCUGUGCUUCUCCUCCUCCACCCUCAACUCAACACCAUUCCCUUUUUCACACUAGCCAACGAGGACCGCCUGUCAAAGGUAUGUUGGACAGACUGUUUGUUUGUUUCCCUCCCACCUCCAUCUUUUUUUGUUUUUCGUCUGUCUCAUUUCACCCAGGUCGCCCACCCAAAUACAGCAGUGUUCCGGAACUGGGCAGCCACACCCCAACCUCCCCCUCCAGCUGUCUCACUGCCUCCCUGGUCCCCGAGCGGCCCAACACAGGGGGGAGCUUCCCCUUCCAUGUCCACCCCCACCACACUCUCCCCCUGCCCAGCCCCAGCUCUGGGGAUGUAAGUAGCAGCUGGAGAGAGCAGAACAGGAGCCUGGACCUUUGGGACUCUAUCCCUACUUACCUACCUCACCUACUGUCGCCCCUCCCUUUUUAUACCGGUGGUAUUAUCCACAGGCUGUAAAUACCCCCCCCCACACACACAAAUACUUAAGUGGAGUUCAAAUCUCCCAGUUCCUUCACGUCAAAAGACCUAGACAAGUACGGACACUUGUUUAUUGAUUUACUCCCUACUGUCUGAUCCUUCAUCCCAUCUUUUAUUUAAUUGUUUUUAUGCAUUAAAGUGAACAGUACCCCUCCUUAAAUUCAGUACCCCCUACUCUCAGAGGAACAAGUGAUAGUCUGUCAAAUUGAUAAUUUACUAAUUUUUUAAGUAGGGUCAGUUAGUUUAGAUCCUCUUCUUAAAUGACAUAAAAAAUAUACUGCAGUUUAUUACGUUAAACUAUAAUUUUUUAUAAGAAAUGCAGAAUGGUAUCCACAGUGGCUUUUUAGAAUGGCCUUUACCCAUUUCAGUGUUGGAGUUACACACAUUACUUCCUUAAGUGUUCACUUUUUAAAGGGGGGCUGAACUAACUUAUUUAGCCACGGUUUCGAUCUUCCUCAUUAGGAAAUGCGACUGAUAACGAGAUUUGGGUCUUGGCGGCGUGCUUUGAUGUGGGUGUCUCUUGGCUGGGAAGCGUUUGUACAUUCACUCUGCCAAAACAGUACACAGUUAGUCACUCACCGUUCUAGAUCAUUUGAAACAAUCUAACAAGUCUUGUGUCUGGAAGUAGGCUAGCUAGCAAGCUAGCCAACUUCUUUAGCCAUUUAGCUUCAGCCAGACUGUGUGCAACCGUGGCAAAAUUGAUUUGACUUUGAAUAGCCUGUCUGUGGGGCUAGUUGGGGACCGUCAAUAUAUUACAUUAUAUUGUAAUUCAUGUUGUACACCUUUUAGUUCUCAUUUAAAUGCUUUAAAUACUUGUAUAUGAAGUUCUACAAUUUGUUAGAGGGAGUUUUGGAUCCGAUUUUAGAGUGGAAAUAUUCACAGAUAACCGAAAUACACUAUAUAUAAAAAAGUAUGUGGACACCCCUUCAAAUUAGUGGAUUUGGCUAUUUCAGCCACACCCGUUGCUGACAGGUGUAUACAAUCGAGCACACAGCCAUGCAAUCUCCAUAGAGAAACAUUGACAGUACAAUGGCCUUACUGAAGAGCUCAGUGACUUUCAAUGUGGCACCAUAGGAUGCCACCUUUCCAACAAGUCAGUUCAUCAAAUUUCUGCCCUGCUAGAGCUGCCCCGGUCAACUGUAAGUGCUGUUAUUGUGAAGUGUUAUUGUCUAGGAGCAACAACGGUUCAGCUGUGAAAUGGUAGGCCACACAAGCUCACAGAACGGGACCGGCGAGUGCUGAAGUGCGUAAAAGUCGUCUGUCCUCGGUUGCAACACUCACUACAGAGUUCCAAACUGCCUCUGGAACAACGUCAGCACAAGAACUGUUCGUCGGGAGCUUCAUGAAAUGGGUUUCCAUGGCUGAGCAGCCAUGGCGGAAACCAUGCGCAAUGCCAAGCGUCGGCUAGAGUGGUGUAAAGCUCGCCGGCAUUGGACUCUGGAGCAGUGGAAAGGCGCUCUCAGGAGUGAUGAAUCACGCUUCACCAUCUGGCAGUACGACAGACGAAUCUGGGUUUAGCGGAUGCCAGGAGAACGCUACCUGCCCCAAUGCAUAGUGCCAACUGUAAAGUUUGGUGUAGGAGGAAUAAUGGUCUGGGGCUGUGUUUAAUGGUUCGGGCUAGGCCCCUUAGUUCCAGUGAAGGGAAAUCUUAAUGCUACAGCAUACAAUGAUAUACUAGACGUUCCUGUUUCAGCAUGACAAUGCCUCCGUGCACAAUGCGAGGUCCAUACAGAAAUGGUUUGUCGAGAUCGGUGUGGAGGAACUUGACUGGCCUGCACAGAGCCCUGACCUCAACCCCAUCGAAGACCUUUGGGAUGAAUGGGAACGCCGACUGCGAGCCAGGCUUAACCGCCCAAUAUCAGUGCCCAACCUCACUAAUACUCUGCUGGCUGAAUGGAAGCAAGUCCCUGCAGCAAUGUUCCAACAUCUAGUGGAAAGCCUUCCCAGAAGAAUUAAGGCUGUUUAUAGCAGCAAAGGGGGGACCAACUCCAUAUUAAUAAUGCCCAUGAUUUUGGAAUGAGAUGUUUGACAAGCAGGUGUCCAGAUACUUUUGGCCAUGGAGUGUAUCUACCGAUAUUGUUGUUAUUAUUAUAGCUGGAAUAAAAAAAAUAAAAAAAUAAUUAUGUAUGUAAAACAGCCCUACAAUGAUACUCAGAAAGCUGAUUUCUUAAAUUUGAUGAAAGAACAUUAAUGGAAGCUUUCAUGGAAAAACUGUUACACUCUAGUGAAAGGAGGAUAAACUACACUGAUUCCAGCAAAAAAAUUGCGUAAGCUCUGACGACUGAGCUGCCUCAUGCUAGCCAGCUGGAAGACAACGAAUUAGGACACAUUUUCAAUGUAUUGGUAUUUAGCUAUGUUUUCAUCGAUUUGUAGGACUGUAGCCACUAAAUUCUGGUUGUUGUCACUUGAAAGAAAAAACAUCAAUCACAAAAUGUUCCGCUGGCAGAGCACUGCCUCUCGCCCCAAGCGUUGCCUCAGUGAACGGUCCUUGCUAUCUGGGAUCCUUGGGACGUCCCUACCCUAUUGAAUUUGACAUUUUAAAUGGUUACAUUAAAAGGCUCUGUGGUCAAUCCGGCUAUUGCAGUGGCCGUACAGCAUUUACAGCGAUGCGGCUUUCGAAGAAGUCAGAGCAUUCAUACUUUUUGUUGUCAUACGCAUCCAAUAAAUGCGUCUGCACUGCACCACUUGCAGUGAUUCAAGGCUAAUCUCUAUAGCCAUCCAGCUAAUUACAAACAACUGGCUAAACGAAAAGACAAGACCUUACCUCUUCUGAGAUGUUUGAGUCUGUUUCCCGGUGCUUGACAUAGGCCAAGAUAGGAUGAACUAAAACAGUUUUCCAACCUGCAUCUCCAUCCUGAAUCUCCCCAUGGCCUCCCAGCAAAACUAGCCUACCUUUUGGCUGUUGUUUAUAUGUGUAUUUAACACUAUGUUGAGGUAAACAAUCGGAGUAUAAUGCUUGUAUGGAUGUCAACCCCAAUACAUGUUCAUGUCAUCGUCACCAAUCAACUGCAUUACAGUUCAACUACUUUGACUACCACCACCGAUUUCUGUAUGCUACCAGCUUAUACGAAUGGGAGUUAGCAUUUAGCAGUCACUUUUUCUAAACCUGAAAAGGGACAACUUCUAAAUGUUAUGCAGUGAAAACAGCCAAAUGUAUCCAAAUCGGAUUUUAGUAACCACAUUGUGGGCCUGUUACAAUACGGAUUUGACAAAUAUCCACUUUGUUAGAUCAGAUUUGUUCAAUAUGCGGCAAUCCAGCGUCCUUCUAUCCCCCCCACUGUCUGCAUUCCAUUGACCUCUUUACCGCAUCUAUCCCCAUUACCUCCCUGAUCUCUUUCCAGGAGUUCAAACUCAUUUUUGUGUCUUUGAAACCCCUACACGAAGUAUCAUAAAGAUAUUUUUUAUUGAUAGCCUUUCGUCAAAGUUCUCCAUGUUUGUUGUCAAGAAAGUGAGUUGGUGUUUAUACAGGAUGUACCGCCCCCAUUUUCCAUCAACCAACCAUGUCAAUACGGAGCUAUGCGGAGCCCUGCGCAUUGUUACAAAAUUUGGGAAACGCAUGGCAUCGGCGUACCAAGCUCGAUUUGGCCUCCGGAGGUUCCGCAAUUGUGUCAUACCCUCCGUACUGAGCCUCCUGACCACUCCGGAUCAAGCAUAAAUUGGCUUUAAGGGUUAAGGUUCAGGGUAGGUAAGGGUUAUGGUUAGGGUAGGGUAGGGGCUAUGGUUAGGGUUUAGCGUGGGGACAUCCCAAGGAUCCCUGAUAGCACUAACCCUCAGUGAAUGGCGUCAAGUACUCUCUGGUUAGAUGGGGGUGGCAAACGUGAAUUUAGACCGGUCCCUGACAAGUGACAACCCAUGCAUCAAAACGUAGCUACGAAGCGUUACUUUGUAACCGGCUAUGUUUAUAUUUUUUGUGCCUCUGAAAAACUAAUUAUGACACAGCUUGAGGAAUACCCUUCGCAAAAAGGUAAUAUAACCCACCAGAUUUCGCACACCAUAAGGCUUUAACGUUACCACAGAGUUUAAUGUUCUUAGCACGGCACUUGCUUUAUAUUUGGGCAUAGCAUCCAUUGAUUGUCAUGACACUUCAUGUAACAGUACAGUGCCUUGCAAAUGUAUUCAUCCCCCUUGGCGUUUUUCCUAUUUUGUUGCAUUACAACCUGUAAUUUAAAUGGAUUUUUAUUUGGAUUUCAUGUAAUCAACAUACACAAAAUAGUCCAAAUUGGUGAAGUAAAAUGAAAAAAAAUUAAAUAAACGGAAAAGUGGUGCGUGCAUAUGUAUUCACCCCCUUUGCUAUGAAGCCCCUAAAUAAGAUCUGGUGCAACCAAUUACCUUCAGAAGUCACAUAAUUAGUUAAAUAAAGUGCACCUGUGUGCAAUCUAAGUGUCACAUGAUCUGUCACAUGAUCUCAAUAUAUAUACACCUGUUCUGAAAGGCCCCAGAGUCUGCAACACCACUAAGCAAGGGGCACCACCAAGCAAGCGGCACCAUGAAGACCAAGGAUCUCUCCAAACAGGUCAGGGACGAAGUUGUGGAGAAGUACAGAUCAGGGUUGGGUUAUAUAAAAAUAUCUGAAACUUUGAACAUCCCACGGAGCACCAUUUAAAUCCAUUAUAAAAAAUGGAAAGAAUAUGGCACCACAACAAACCUGCCAAGAGAAGGCCGCCCACCAAAACUCACGGACCAGGAAAGGAGGGCAUUAAUCAGAGAGGCAACAAAGAGACCAAAGAUAACCCUGAAGGAGCUGUAAAGCUCCACAGCGGAGAUUGGAGUAUCUGUCCAAAGGACCACUUUAAGCCGUACACUUCACAGAGCUGGGCUUUACGGAAGAGUGGCCAGAUAAAAGCCAUUGCUUAAAGAAAAAAAUAAGCAACCACAUUUGGUGUUCGCCAAAAGGCAUGUGGGAGACUCUCCAAACAUAUGGAAGAAGGUACUCUGGUCAGAUGAGACUAAAAUCGAGCUUUUUGGCCAUCAAGGAAAACUCUAUGUCUGGCACAAACCCAACACCUCUCAUCACCCUGAGAACACCAUCCCCACAGUGAAGCAUGGUGGUGGCAGCAUCAUGUUGUGGGGAUACUUUGCAUCAGCAGGGACUGGGAAACUGGUCAGAAUUGAAGGAGUGAUGGAUGGCGCUAAAUACAGGGAAAUUCUUGAGGGAAACCUGUUUCAGUCUUCCAGAGAUUUGAGACUGGGACGGAGGUUCACCUUUCAGCGGGACAAUGACCCUAAGCAUACUGCUAAAGCAACACUUGAGUGGUUUAAGGGGAAACAUUUAAAUGUCUUGGAAUGGCCUAGUCAAAGCCCAGACCUCAAUCCAAUUGAGAAUCUGUGGUAUGACUUAAAGAUUGCUGUACACCAGCGGAACCCAUCCAACUUGAAGGAGCUGGAGCAGUUUUGCCUUGAAGAAUGGGCAAAAAUCCCAGUGGCUAGACGUGCCAAGCUUAUAGAGACAUACCCCAAGAGACUUGCAGCUGUAAUUGCUGCAAAAGGUGGCUUUACAAAGUAUUGACUUUGAAGAUACUGUAGCUUGGAGUAAGAUUUCCUAUCGUGAAUGUCUAUGUUCCACCCCUAGCCGGAGGGUUUGUGGUUCCCACUCCCAGGAAAGAAAAUCAGUUUCAAAGCUAAUUUCCUGCAUUUCUACAUAUUUUCACAUGGCUUAGGCCCAUGACCAGGGUGGAAUAUAUGAAUAGUUAUGCAUGCUCAAGUUCUGUUUUUUUGUGUUUGUUUCACAAUAAAUAAUAUUUUGCAACUUCAAAGUGGUAGGCAUGUUGUGUAAAUAAAAUGAUACAAACCCCCAAAAAAUCCAUUUUAAUUCCAGGUUGUAAAGCAACAAAAUAGGAAAAAUGCCAAGGGGUGGGAAUGCUUUCGCAAGCCACUGUAUGUGACCAGUGCGCAUUUUACACUUUAUUGAGCUGGCAAGCUUCUAUCUACUCAGCACUCACCAUAGAAGCAGUAACAGUUAGUUCACAGUAGUUCACUCUACUCUCGGAUCGGUAUAGUUGCAUUGGGUGAUAGUGUCCAGCCAAGGCAAGAUCGGCUUAUAGCCAUGUAAACAGCACCCUGUUCAGGACAUAUAAGGAAAUGCACCAAAAAAGUCACAUUCUAUGAAGAACGCCUUUUUUCUUCACAUUUUAUAUUGGUCCUUUUCGGUAGAUUAAAUGCAGAUACAAAUAAACUCAGCAAAAAAAGAAACGUCCUCUCACUGUCAACUGUGUUUAUUUUCAGCAAACUUAACAUGUGUAAAUAUUUGUAUGAACAUAAGAUUCAACAACUGAGACAUAAACUGAACAAGUUCCACAGACGUGACCUACAGAAAUUGAAUAAUGUGUCCCUGAACAAAGGGGAGGGAGUCAGUAUCUGGUGUGGCCACCAGCUGCAUUAAGUACUGCAGUGCAUCUCCUCCUCAUGGACUGCACCAGAUUUGCCAGUUCUUGCUGUGAGAUGUUACCCCACUCUUCCACCAAGGGACCUGCAAGUUCCCGGACAUUUCUGGGGGGGAAUGGCCCUAGCCCUCACCCUCCGAUCCAACAGGUCCCAGACGUGCUCAAUGGGAUUGAGUUCCGGGCUCUUCGCUGGCCAUGGCAGAACACUGACAUUCCUGUCUUGCAGGAAAUCACGCACAGAACGAGCAGUAUGGCUGGUGGCAUUGUCAUGCUGGAGGGUCAUGUCAGGAUGAGCCUGCAGGAAGGUUACCACAUGAGGGAGGAGGAUGUCUUCCCUGUAACGCACAGGGUUGAGAUUGCCUGCAAUGACAACAAGCUCAGUCCGAUGCUGUGACACACCGCCCCAGACCAUGAUGGACCCUCCACCUCCAAAUCGAUCCCGCUCCAGAGUACAGGCCUUGGUGUAACGCUCAUUCCUUCAACGAUAAACGCAAAUCCGACCAUCACCCCUGGUGAGACAAAACUGUGACUCGUCAGUGAAGAGCACUUUUUGCCAGUCCUGUCUGGUCCAGCGACGGUGGGUUUGUGCCCAUAGGCGACGUUGUUGCCGGUGAUGUCUGGUGAGGACCUGCAUUACAACAGGCCUACAAGCCCUCAGUCCAGCCUAUUGCGGAGAGUUGGAGCACUGAUGGAGGGAUUGUGCAUUCCUGGUGUAACUCGGGCAGUUGUUGUUGCCAUCCUGAACCUGUCCCGCAGGUUGGAUGUAACGAUCCUGUGCAGGUGUUGUUACAAUUGGUUUUCCACUGCGAGGACAAUCAGCUGUCCGUCCUGUCUCCCUGUAGCGCUGUCUUAGGCGUCUCACAGUACGAACAUUGCAAUUUAUUGCCCUGGCCACAUCUGCAGUCCUCAUGCCUCCUUGCAGCAUGCCUAAGGCACGUUCACGCAGAUGAGCAGGGACCCUGGACAUCUUUCUUUUGGUGUUUUUCAGAGUCAGUAGAAAGGACUCUUAAGUGUCCUAAGUUUCCUAACUGUGACCUUAAUUGCCUACCGUCUGUAAGCUGUUAGUGUCUUAACGACCGUUCCACAAGUGCAUGUUCAUUAAUUGUUUAUGGUUCAUUGAACAAGCAUGGGAAACAGUGUUUAAACCCUUUACAAUGAAGAUCUGUGAAGUUUUUUUGGAUUUUUAUGAAUUGUCUUUGAAAGACAGGGUCAUGAAAAAGGAACGUUUCUUUUUUUGCUGAGUUUACAUCAGUGAAAGGUAAAUAUCAGCCAACAAUAUUGGUCAACUGAUACAUCAGUUUGUCUUACAAUUCAUAGUUGGUUUGAGUUUUUUUAUUAAUAGAAAUUUGGAGCUAUUGAAAUGUUUCGGAUUGUCCAAUUUACUAACUAGCCCCAUAGGGAUAUCCAAACCAAAUUUAUUGGUCAUUACGAUCGGGUCGCUUGCAGUUGUGCUCCGAAUUGAUGAUUACUUGGGUGCUGUGGGCAGGAUUGAAAUAAACGCAACCCAAGGAAAAGUGUUACAUACCCUUCAUUCCUUUUUUCCUAACCAUCUCGCAAAUCUCAGUUUUGGACAGAACUGACUUUAUGACCCAAAUUAUCUUACACUUUGUAGUCAAUUUUGACACUAGAAUAAAUGUUUCUGACUCGCCACAUAGGCAGUCUUCAGUCGCGCUUUAAGUGUUCUCACUAAAACACCACAAAGACCCUAAUAUGAUUGGAUAAUCCUCAAAUCAACAAACAUGGCACCUCCCUUCUGCCCUGCCUCUGCACACCUGAUUGGUCAGGCCUAGACGGGCAGUGAAACUGAUUGGUGCAAUUCUUCCUGACAGGGAGACAUCCAUGAGGAUUUCUGCACUGUGUGCAGACGCAGUGGCCAGUUGCUCAUGUGUGACACAUGCUCACGUGUCUAUCACCUGGACUGCCUGGACCCACCCCUGAAAACCAUUCCUAAAGGCAUGUGGAUCUGUCCCAAAUGUCAAGACCAGGUAAACACAGCACCCAACCUACUGAUCAGGGGGGGCUUGGCCCAGCAGUCCAGUGGUUCAGUGGUCUAGAUCAGAAAAAUGGGUUGCCUUUUCAAAGUGGGCAAUUGGCACAGAAUUGUCCACAGGUUAUCCAGAAAUGUAAUCUUCCCCUUAGGCUGUCAUCAGCUAGCCCUUUUUCCUAAACGACAACAUUAAGAUAUGACUGUUCAAGAAGGAACUGCAAACGUCAACAUGAUUCAGUAUUGUUUUAUGUAAUUCUUUCCCAUUCAUUUUGUUAGUGGAUGAUGGCAUCUUACACUCCCAUCUGAUUUUGUUUGUUUGUCCAUCGUGACAUCACCAGAGGGUGACCAGAGCAAUGUUCUCUUCCAUGUCUAGGUAAUGUCGUGACUUCACAAUCACAAUACAACAAAGCUGUGCUCUUCUCUCCAGAUAUUGAAAAAAGAAGAUGCAAUUGAAUGGCCAGGAACAUUGGCUAUUGUUCAUUCCUACAUCGCCUAUAAAGAAGGUAGGAAUAGCACACCAAAGACCUUGUGCCUCGACAAACAUGAAAUGUGUGGUUCUGCUUCAUUCAGCUGAAGCGGUGGUAGAUGGAACAGUUCCGUCACUGGCAUCUCAAACAACCAGAUUGCCUUUUUAAAUCUCACUGUUGUCGGUGUGUUGUUUCUGUUUCCUAACAGCUAAAGAAGAGGAGAAACAAAAGCUAAUGAAGUGGAGUACUGAGCUGAAACUGGAACGGGAGCAGUUGGAACAAGGGGUCAAACAACUCAGCAACUCUAUAACGGUAAGCUCCAUAGUAACAGCAGAUCCCCUUUAAGUGAGUUGUUUCCAGAUGGCCAUACUGGAAAAGACGGAAGUGGCUGAGAUCUGUAAUAAUAGUGUGAGCUAGGUAUUUCACUUAACUGCCCAUAUUGCUCGGAUCAGGGAUGCAAACUCGUCUUUUCUGCGAUAUUCGCCGUUUUGAUCUCAAAAUAGGUAAUCCAGGUGAAUUGUGUAGGGGGCUGACGAAAAGUGCGCAGAUGCAGUGUAUCAGCCGUUGAGCUAUAAAAGAGAGGCGCACAGAGAAACCUUUCCUAAUCUAGAUUUUUUGGAACACUUAUUUAAAUGUGUCCUGUGGAAUGCACAUGGAAUUUUGACUUGGGAGCACCAGUGCGCUCAGAUAAUACGUUAAAUGGCACAUGGUUACAUCUGUAUCGUUGUUUCAAGUCCGGUGCGCUCAGGCUGUUGUUUUAUUUGUAUCAUUUUAGGGGCGUGCAUCACGAGCAAAGUAAUUUGUAAAAUGUUACUUCGCCUGUAAGCACCAUUAGCACAGGCAAGUCUGAUUAUGCUUAACUGUGUACCACAGCCUCUGCCAUAGAAACAAACGGAGCAUGGUUUUGUGUCUGUGGUUGCAGAAAACCGGUUGUCUCUAGCCCAAACCAUUUUAAACUAAAGACCUAUUUUACCGGUGUAAAAGUGCGGAUUCACAGGAUGCUCUUUAAGGGGUACACACAAAUUAAUCAUCAUGAGUAAGGAACAAUGAAAAUAACAUUUUUACCCAUACGUAAAAAUGUAUGCGCACAUGACUAAGUCGCUUUGGAUAAAAGCGUCUGCUAAAUGGCAGAUUAUUAUUAUAUUAUUAAUCUAUAAAAAUAAUUUGUCACAGAAAAUAGAUGAUUUGCGGUAUCAGAUGAGAUGGAGGUCAUUACCACAAUACAUUUAAUAGGGACAUUUUCAGGUGUGCCACAGAUUUAAAAAAAUUAUCCCAUCAAGAUGUGCCACGGUUCAAAAAAGGUUGUGAACCACUGAGAUAGCCUACUGAAAGAGCUGCUUCAACUUUAGGAUGCAUAUGCCUAAUCAAUGUAAUUCAGAGCUAAAUUUGAAUUUUAAAAAAUAUAUUUUUUUCUGGUGUUCCUUAAAUUCUGUUUGGUGCCUAACUUUUGGGAGGGGGGUGUGUGUGUGUGGUUUCAUAUAGGCCUAGUGUCUUUUCCCCUUACUGCCACAAUGAAAAUGCAGAUCAUUAUGCAUUUAUAUCCCUUACUACAUUCCUUUUGCCCAAUCACAGGUAGGCCUUUGUAUAAUAGUGAAUCAUCUAUUUUCUGAAGUAACCUGUUGUAUUAUAGAGUAAAAAGUGUGAAGUUAAAUUCAAUGUGUUGUAUUGAGUAGAGGUGUGAAUAUCAGGGACAGGUCUUUGUGCAGCACACGUGCAGAACAUGUCAAAAACGGGAACAUGCAUCCUGGGGGUGGGGGCAAACCCUGUGGUAUCAUGAUACUACUUGGCCUGUUAUCACAUUGUUAGUAAAAUGUUGGUAUUAUGACAACCCCACUCUAAAAAUAUGCACAUUUUCUUGCAGUUAACACAGAUUUUUCACGUGUUUCCGUGCGAAAAACAUUUUACGUUUUUGGUUCCCUGUCUGAUGCUCGCCUGGCUUACGUUCGAUUAGUGAUGAUAACUCUUGAGGAAACAGAUAAUGCCCAGUGAUACUGAUGGCUGACGUUAAAUUACAUUUUCAUAGAACUGCAUAAAAAAAUAAGUUUGCACACUGUUAACAAAGCUUUCUAGCUACAUAGCCAAAUGCUAGCUAAUCGGCUAAAGUCCUACAGUUUGCAGUUAAUUAGCUAUCCUAAUACUGUAGCUGAUUUCUAAAAACUUUACAUUUAUAAUAACAGCACUAGUAGUGAUAAAGUUAGAGUUCAGUAAUUGGCAGAGAUGGAGACAAAGCUAGCUUGAUAUCUCGCUUGUUAGCAAGCAAAUGUGGAUCUGUCAGGAACCAACAUGAUAAAAGAUACUGCUAGAACUAGUUUUUGUGAAUCUUAAUCUGACAGCAAAAUAUUUGUGUAAGCAAAUGAAGAAUCCAUUUGACACCAGAUAAGGUGCAUAAAGUGCAGUGAUGUAAAAUAAUGGUCUAUAGAGUAUUUUGAAACUGUUCUUUUUAUAGUGACUUUAUUGGAUUAAUUUAAGUGUGUUCAUUUAUUAUUACUUAACCCUGUUUCCUCCCCUCCAAAUAGAAAUGCAUGGAGACCAAAAACAUCAUCCUGUCUCGACAGAAAGAAAUGCAAGUUUCGUUGGAGAAGGUCAAACACCUGGUCCGCCUCAUUCAGGCUUUCAGUUUCAGUCUAACCAUGGAGACCGAGGGUACUGGUGCCAUCACAGAAGACAUCACAAAGGACAUCACAAGGGCCAAGGAUGCAGUUGUCCCAGCUGAAAAUGCUGUGGACACAGUCAACACAGAGGCUGUAGCAGAAGUCAAUAUCCAGUGUGUGGAUGUGGUGAAGGUCACAGCACAGGACAUCAGCGAUGUUGAAGCCGGAAAGGAGGAGGAUGUAGCUAAUGUUACCACCGAGACGGUAUCAGGAGUCAGCGCUGAGCCUGUUGCCGGGUUUCAGCGCCGUGGCUACAGUGGACAGCAGUGUUGAACCCGUGGCUGAGGUCAACAACGCUGAGGAAGUGACUGAGGCCGAGACGAAAGCCACAGCAGUGGUCAGCGCAGAGGACUCUACUGUGGCCACAACCAAUGGCACCACUGACCUUGUGUGUACUGACGCGGGCAUGGACGAGAGCUGUACUAACAACAAGGACGAGAACCGUACUAACAACAAGGACGAGAGCUGUACUAACGACAAGGACGAGAACUGUACUAACAACAAGGACGAGAGCUGUACUAACAACACAAACACCAACCCUGAGAACAAGGUCACCACCACUAACAGCACAGAGGAGGUGGUAGAAGAGGAACAGGAAGAGAACACAAACGAUGAUGGCAGCAGCACCAACAACAGCAAAACCUCAGAACCUUCCCAGAAAUCUUUGCCAGCUCUUCUCGACAGUUUGGACAAUAAAGAGUAA